GAAAGACGAAGACGACGGUCUGAACGGUCGCGUUUUUCAUGUUCUCCGCUACCAAGGAUUUAUCGGCCAUGGGCCGAGGUGUUGCUCAGGCUUCAGCCAGCGGCAAUGACUACCGUGUUGUACUGCCUCGCCUUCCCACCGGUAAGCUGGUUGUGGAUUCGAUUUUUCUACAUGCGGACUUAGCUGGUCGCCCUUACCGGGUUCAAGACUUCAGAGAUGCUCUUCGGGAGAUUAUCGACUUGAAGGAAAUAAGCUCGAUAGGUCAAUUCCAAAUGUCACAUGUUUGGAUGGUCACGUGCAAGUCAACGCUAACGAAAACAAAGUUGGUCACAAGAGGUGAAUUUUUCGUCAAAAAUCGUCGAUGCCUCGUGAUUGACCCGGAGCCUACGGAAGUAAAGAUGAAACUUAUGUGGCUUCCUGAGCACUUGGAAGACGCCUAUAUUCGCGAGGCACUGCAAGUGUUUGGGAAGGUCAAGACAAUAUCAAAAGAAAGCUGGAAAGUAGCGGACAUGGAGCAAAUGCAGACGCUAAACCGUGAUGUUGUUUUGUCCCUUGCCGAUGGAGUCCGUGUUGGCGACGUUCCCCACAUUCUUUAUGUCUGUGGAGUGCAAAGCCUCGUCCUGAUCCCUGGCCGCCCACCACUUUGUCUUCGGUGUAGUAAGGUUGGACACAUCCGUCGAAAUUGCAGGACUCCUCGCUGCGACGACUGUCGACGCUUCGGCCAUUCCGCUGAGGACUGUGUUGUGACAUACGCUAACAAACUGAGGCAGCGUACGCAACAGCCAGAUGAUAGCCUACAAGAGCAUAUCAUGGAUGCCACCGAGGUUCUGGAUGCAACAGGAGACACACCGUCAACUUCAGAUUCUGCUGGCUCCUCCAAGAAGGAUCCAGAAGUGACAAGAAAUUCAAUUGCUGUUGACACAGUUGCAACUUCUGAGUGCAAAGAACCAGGUGCAUCUUGCAAGCAGCUGAUCCAAAAUAGCUCCGAACAGCCUCAAGCACAAGGAAAAGUCCCCACGAAGAAUGACGCUGCGCUGACCCAAAAUGGCACCGAAGAGCCUCUAGCACAGGAAAGAGACCUUAGGAAGGAUCCUGCUGAAGUUGCUUCACCUGCUUGCGCUGCAGCUCCGCAGCAGCCUUUUCAUCAUGGUGUGGCGUUAGAUGAAGAUAUGCAGGCUUCUGUGGAUACGACAGUACCCAAACGCCGCGCGACGUACAGCUCGGAUUCAAGCAAGGAGAGUGACCCAGCGACAGUCAGUAGGAAGUCACGCCGUCGCCGAACGUCCCCGCACCAUGGGAAGUGUCGGCGAUCCCGAUCUAGGAGGCCUGAGGGGGGUUCAAGGGAAGCCUCACCAUCAACCCUCAGGACUGAUCACAUGGGACAAUAA
This is a messenger RNA of Rhipicephalus sanguineus (brown dog tick), 1388 nucleotides long. RefSeq lists its product as uncharacterized. The coding region runs from base 39 to 1388 and encodes 449 amino acids. The transcript has a single exon. The record is from RefSeq and is a predicted model, not a curated record. Lineage: Eukaryota; Metazoa; Arthropoda; Arachnida; Ixodida; Ixodidae. Gene Ontology annotation, molecular function: nucleic acid binding; zinc ion binding.